Molecule: messenger RNA, 1974 nt
Organism: Pieris rapae (cabbage white)
Lineage: Eukaryota; Metazoa; Arthropoda; Insecta; Lepidoptera; Pieridae
Product: katanin p60 ATPase-containing subunit A1-like
Exons: 9
Coding region: 141-1748 (535 amino acids)
Biological process (GO): microtubule severing
Cellular component (GO): microtubule cytoskeleton
Molecular function (GO): ATP hydrolysis activity; microtubule severing ATPase activity; microtubule binding
Source: RefSeq, a predicted model, not a curated record
AUUCAGUGUUGUUUGGACGCGGACGUACACUAGUAGACUUGUCGUAGACGUGCUACGCUGCUACGAUAUAUUGUUGGGUGCAUUCAUGGCGGGUAUUUUCGUUUUCGUAUUUAAACUUUAAUAUUAUUAAGUUUAAAAUAAUGUCAAGCGACGCACAGUCAACAAACAUGGAGGCGGGCUCGUCGCGCUCUUGGUUUCGUAGUGCUGACGAUGUCAAGAUUGAGUUUGGCUUCGGUGUUCCUCUCGGAGCUAUGUCUGCGCAUCCAGCAUUUCAUUCAGCCUGGGAUGUUGGUUGCCCAAGUUCUGGCUUUCAUCACAUGGCCAGAAUGAUGGAUCGCAUGAUGGUGGAAAGCAUGCAGCCCUUCGGUUUCGCUCGGGUUAUGAGCACGCGCGGUGAUAGAAAGGGUAAUGAGCCACCAAGAGAUGGCUUGAGGUCAGACAGGAGCGAUGCAAGAAGGGAGAGAGCAAAAAAUCCUCAUACACACGUAGGAAAUGGUACCAAACAUCCACCCACUCAAGUUGUUCGCCCGACGCCAAUCAAUAAGUUCCAAGAGACAUCAUUUGACCAGACACAAACCAAACCUACAGAUCCUACCACAGAAAAAUGGGCAACCACGCUUCGUAAGAGAGACCCUGACAUACAGCCAUCGUUACCUUCGAUUGUCACCCGAAAGGCCUCCUCCAGCUCAAUGGGAAGUGGGAGAAAGACCCGCUCAGUUGACAGGGCACCACGAAGACGUCACUUAGUUCCAAUUAAAGCGGUUCAACGGAAGUCAGAUGUGUCAGCUGAUGGUGAUGCCUUACUCGAGCGAGAUGAGAAGGUCUUUGAUGCAACAGGAUACGAAAUUCAUUUAGUGGAAACGCUUGAAAGAGAUAUACUGCAGAGGAAUCCGGACGUUCGUUGGAAAGAUGUGAUCGGGUUGGAUGAUGCCAAGUCUGUUCUCCAAGAGGCAAUGGUUCUUCCACUUGUUAUGCCUGAUUAUUUCAAGGGUAUCCGUCGUCCAUGGAAAGGCGUACUCCUCACAGGACCACCUGGGACGGGAAAGACAUUGUUAGCUCGUGCUGUUGCCACCGAGUGCAGAACAACUUUCUUCAAUGUGUCCUCAGCUACCCUCACAUCCAAAUACCGUGGUGAUUCAGAGAAACUUGUUCGAUUGCUUUUUGAUAUGGCCGCCUUCUAUGCUCCUAGUACGAUAUUUCUAGAUGAAGUGGAUUCGCUGUGUGCCGUCCGCGGUGCUGAUUCUGAACACGAAGCCUCGAGACGUUUCAAAGCUGAACUGCUGAUACAAAUGGAUGGACUUGCAGCUCCAUUUAAUCAAGAUAAAGUGGUAAUGGUCCUGGCUGCCACCAACCACCCGUGGGACAUUGACGAAGCCUUCAGGCGGCGAUUUGAGAAGAGGAUAUAUGUAGGCCUUCCUGAUGAAUCAACAAGAGUUAAAUUGCUGAAAUUAUGUCUCCGAGAAGUGGUGCUAUCUGAUGAUGUCAAUCUUUCUGAUCUCGCUGUUAAGUUGGAAGGCUACAGUGGAUCUGAUAUUUGUAAUUUAUGCAGAGAUGCUUCGAUGAUGACAAUGCGGCGAAAGAUUGCCGGUAAAACUCCUGAAGAAAUUCGUCGCUUAAAACGCUCUGAGUUGGAAGCUCCAGUUUCCAAGUCGGAUUUAGAAACCGCUAUAGAAAAAACAAGACGCACUGUCACUCAGGCUGAUGUAGCUCGUUACUCAUCUUGGAUGCAGAAACAUGGCUGCUCCUAGCGACGCGCUAAAGCGCUUAAAGCGCUUCUUCGACUUAUGAAGACCUCAUAAACUGUGUCUAUGUUUGCUUCGGUUACCAUAGCAACGAUAGAAUCGCCCUCGUAACAGUUAUUUUACUAGAGAUUGUCACAUCAUCGUGAUGGGCUUUAAAUUCAUGUAAUUUAUUAAUCUCAAACUACAAUCGAAUCGGAAAAGUUUUACUAGUCGAGACAACGUCAAAAUUCUU